CAGGGAUGUAUUUACCACACGGCAAACAAGGCAUUUGCCUAGGGCGGCAUUUUUCAGGGGGGGGGGGACACAUGCGGCAUGGGGACCUGGUGGAUUCCGAGAGAGGCUGCGGGUUUCAUGACGGUGUAUGCACAGCCCGACUCUCGUUCCCGGGGAUGUCCAGAGCUGUGAAGGUGAGUGUUUUUCUCUCUCUCACCAUGGGAGAUGGUGGCUGGUGUAUGGGGGGCAGUGGUAGUGGAAGGCUCUCUUGGGUGGGAGGCAGGGGUGUUGUUGGUCAAUGUCAGGCUCUCUCUGCAGGGGGGCCGAUUUUUGUGUUGCCU
Messenger RNA from Staurois parvus, 320 nucleotides. The record is from the annotation of a GenBank genome assembly. Lineage: Eukaryota; Metazoa; Chordata; Amphibia; Anura; Ranidae.